Molecule: messenger RNA, 2498 nt
Organism: Durio zibethinus
Lineage: Eukaryota; Viridiplantae; Streptophyta; Magnoliopsida; Malvales; Malvaceae
Product: sulfite reductase [ferredoxin], chloroplastic-like
Biological process (GO): sulfate assimilation
Cellular component (GO): sulfite reductase complex (NADPH); chloroplast stroma
Molecular function (GO): sulfite reductase (ferredoxin) activity; heme binding; 4 iron, 4 sulfur cluster binding
Source: RefSeq, a predicted model, not a curated record
CGUAGAAGUUAGAACGUUGCGCGUGGGCCUGUUUUUAAAGUCCAAUAUCGAUAAAAGAAAGUCCCGUGUCAGGCUUGUGAUUUUUAUUUUAUAUUAUUUUCUGAUGUUUAUCACACUUCACAGUCACACCAAUAAAAUCCGUUUUCUCCGUCGAACUCUCUGCUUUUUCUUCGCAGCUGUCGAUCAGCCUCCGUUUUUUUCUUCUUCAUUUGACAAGAAGGUUGAAAAACGCUAGCUGAUUUUUUUUGAAGAGAAAUACAAUUGAAGGGUUAGGCUUUGGCUCUUCUUUGAAGCCAUGACGACGUCAUUCGGAACUGCGACGAGUACCGUGAUACCAAACGAUCCAAAGAUUGGAGUUCAGAGCUUUACGGGGUUGAAAUCUUCGCAUUCUAUAGCCUUGAAGAGGAAUCUUCGCAUGUUUACCGUUACCUUCUCCAGUCCUUCUCUCAUUAGAGCUGUCUCAACGCCCGUGAAGCCUGAAACUACUAAGACAGAGCCAAAGCGAAGUAAAGUUGAAAUAUUCAAAGAACAAAGCCAUUUCAUUAGAUACCCUCUUAAUGAGGAGAUACUGACCGAUACACCCAAUAUAAACGAGGCUGCAACACAAUUAAUUAAGUUCCAUGGGAGUUAUCAACAGUAUAACAGAGAUGAGCGAGGUACAAGGUCUUAUUCCUUCAUGCUUCGUACUAAAAACCCUGGUGGCAAAGUGUCAAACCAACUCUACUUGACAAUGGAUGAUCUUGCCGAUCAAUUUGGUAUUGGGACGCUUCGUUUGACCACAAGGCAAACGUUUCAGCUCCACGGUGUUUUGAAGAAGAACCUCAAGACCGUAAUGAGCACUAUUAUUAAAAACAUGGGUUCGACACUUGGUGCAUGUGGGGAUCUCAAUAGGAAUGUGCUUGCCCCUGCUGCUCCUCUCAUGACAAAAGAGAACCUGUUUGCACAGGAAACUGCUGAUAACAUUGCUGCACUGUUAACUCCUCGGUCUGGUUUUUACUAUGAUGUAUGGGUUGAUGGGGAGAGAUUCAUGACAUCGGAACCUCCAGAAGUUGUGAAAGCCAGGAAUGAUAAUUCUUAUGGCACGAAUUUCCCUGAUUCGCCUGAGCCUAUAUAUGGGACUCAGUUCUUGCCCAGGAAGUUUAAAAUUGCAGUGACUGUGCCAACUGAUAACUCGGUGGAUAUUCUCACAAAUGAUAUCGGUGUUGUGGUAGUUUCUGAUGAAAACGGGGAGCCUCAGGGAUUUAACAUAUAUGUUGGUGGCGGCAUGGGAAGAACCCAUAGGCUGGAGACCACUUUCCCACGCUUGGGAGAACCACUAGGCUAUGUGCCAAAAGAGGACAUCUUGUACGCUAUUAAAGCCAUUGUUGCUACACAACGAGAUCAUGGCAGAAGAGAUGACCGUAAAUAUAGUAGAAUGAAAUAUUUGAUCAGCUCUUGGGGGAUUGAAAAGUUUAGAAGUGUUGUUGAGCAAUUUUAUGGAAAGAAAUUUGAGCCUUUCUAUGAUUUGCCUGAGUGGGAAUUUAAGAGUUACUUGGGAUGGCAUGAGCAGGGUGAUGGUGCUUUAUUUUGUGGGCUCCAUGUAGAUAAUGGUCGCAUUGGAGGAAUAAUGAAAAAGACACUAAGGGAAGUAAUAGAGAAGUAUAAUUUAAAUGUGCGAAUCACCCCAAACCAAAACAUUGUUUUGUGUGACAUUCGUAGUGCAUGGAGGCGUCCCAUUACCACAGUUCUUGCUCAGGCUGGUCUACUGCAUCCUAGAUAUGUGGACUCCCUGAACUUAACUGCUAUGGCUUGCCCAGCUUUCCCACUUUGCCCACUGGCAAUAACUGAAGCUGAACGCGGCAUACCCAAUAUCCUCAAGCGAGUCAGAGCUGUCUUUGAGAAGGUCGGUCUCAAGUACAAUGAGUCUGUAGUGAUAAGGAUAACUGGCUGCCCUAAUGGUUGUGCUAGACCAUACAUGGCUGAGCUUGGACUGGUUGGUGAUGGUCCCAACAGCUAUCAGAUUUGGCUUGGAGGAACACCCAAUCAAACCCGAUUAGCAAGAAGUUUUAUGAAUAAAGUCAAAGUUCAGGAUCUUGAAAAAGUUUUUGAACCUUUGUUCUACUGCUGGAAAAGAAAAAGACAACCUAAAGAAUCAUUUGGCGACUUCACAACCCGCAUGGGAUUUGAAAAGCUUCAAGAGUUGGUGGACAAGUGGGAAGGUCCAGUGCAAACAUCAGCAAAGUGUAACCUAAAGUUUUUUGCGGAUAAAGGGACAUAUGAAGCCAUGGAUGAGCUUGCAAAGCUGGAAAACAAGAGUGCUCAUCAGCUGGCAAUAGAAGUCAUUCGCAAUUUUGUUGCUGCUCAGCAAAACGGUAGAAGUGAAUGAGUCCUUUGAGAUACUGCUGCUGCUGCAUUAUCCACCGACCAAAUUACUGGUAUCUCUUUCGGUAACACGUUUGGAAACAUCCGGAAUGGAUGAACUAUGGGUUUUUUGAAAUCAUUUUCUAUUCAAGUUUUAA